Molecule: messenger RNA, 4325 nt
Organism: Xenopus tropicalis (tropical clawed frog)
Lineage: Eukaryota; Metazoa; Chordata; Amphibia; Anura; Pipidae
Gene: il17rd
Product: interleukin 17 receptor D
Exons: 13
Coding region: 52-2241 (729 amino acids)
Cellular component (GO): membrane
Molecular function (GO): interleukin-17 receptor activity
Source: RefSeq, a predicted model, not a curated record
AGCAGUGCGCAGGCGCGGUGCGGGGCUCAGACAAGCUCUCCGUGGGCUGCGAUGGCUCGGCGGCUGGAUGCGCUCCUGUGCCUACUCACCCUGCUGGCGGUACCGCAGCCCUGCCCGGCAUCGGGGGGCUCCGGGGGGACGCGGAGGGGAUCGGCUGACUCUUGCGGAUCCAAGGGAGCGUCUGCGCUGAGCAGGAACGCAGGGCUGCCCAACGUCACCUUCCGAUAUGACAACUGCACUGCCUACAUGAACCCUGGAGGAAAGCACCUGAUUGGGGAUGUGCAGAACAUAACCAUCAGCCAGUUUGCCUGCAAUGACCAAGUGGCGGUUUCGGUCCUCUGGACGGCCAAUGAAAUUGGCAUGGAUUACCUGAAAGGCUUCCGGGUUGUUGUGGAAGAGUUGAAGUCGGAGGGGAGAUUCUGUCAGCAGAUGGUGAUGAAGGACCCGAAGCAGCUGAACGGAAACUACAAGAGAGUCGUAAUGGAAACGCAGCCGUUUAUGAACCUGAAAUUUGAAACGGAUUAUUUUGCAAAAAUUGUCCCUUUUCCCUCCGUAAGGAACGAAAGCAACUACCAUCCAUUCUUCUUCAGAACCCGCACCUGCGAGUCGUUGUUGCAGCCGGACAGUCUGACCUGCAGGCCGUACUGGAAACCGAAAAACGUCAACGUCACCCAACAGGGCGUCAACAUGCAGGUGUCCUUUGACCACGCCCCUCAGAAUUUCGGCUUCAACUCCUAUUCGGUCAACUACAAACUGAAGCACGAGGGCUCCUUUAAACAGAAGAUCUGCCGGCAGGUCCUGAACACAGACUUCUCCAACUGCCUCAUCCAGAACGUCUCCCCGGGGGAUUAUGUCAUUGAGCUCGUGGACGACACCAACACGACAAGGAGGUUCAUGCAUUACUCGCUGAAACCAGUGCAUUCCCCUUGGGCCGGCCCAAUACGCGCCAUCGCCAUUACUGUACCCUUGGUCAUCAUCUCUGCCUUUGCCACUCUAUUCACUGUAAUGUGCCGCAAGAAGCAGCAAGAAAACAUUUACUCACACCUGGACGAGGAGAGUUCGGAAUCUUCUACUUACGCAGGGAGUCUGCAUGUGGAGAAACCGCGUCCGCGCCCUCGAGUUUUUAUUUGCUACUCUAGUAAAGACUGUCAAAAGCACAUUAAUGUCAUCCAGUGCUUUGCCUAUUUCCUACAAGAUUUCUGUGGGUGUGAGGUUUCGCUGGACCUGUGGGAGAACCUGAAGAUCUGCAAGGACGGGCAGCGCGAGUGGCUGAAGCACAAGAUCCGGGAUUCCCACUACAUCAUCAUCGUCUGCUCCAAGGGCCUCAAGUACUUUGUGGAGAGGAAGAAGCGGAAGCACAAGGGGGCGCCCCCCGAGGACGGGAAGGGGGAGAUCUUCGUCAGCGCCAUGUCUAUGAUUGGGGAGAAACUGAGCAGCGCCGGCGGCAGUGGGGAGGGAAACCCCGAGGAGCUUGGGAAAUUCAUCACCGUCUAUUUCGAUUACUCUUCCGACUCGGACAUCCCGGGAAUCCUGGACAACACCAAGAAGUACAAACUGAUGGACCACCUUCCCCAGCUCUACUACCACCUGUACUCCAAGGAGCUGAGCUGGCACGACCCGGAGCAGUACCCCGCCAACAUCAGCAAGCGCAACUACUUCCGCAGCAAGGCCGGCCGCUCGCUCUACAUCGCCAUCUGCAACAUGCACCAGUACCAGGACCAGGAACCCGAUUGGUUCGAGAAGCAGCACCUCCCGGCCCACUCCCCGACCCUCCACUACCAGGAGCCCGUCAUGGAGAAGUUCGACUCCGGGUUGGUGCUGAACGACGUAACGGGGAAACAGGUGGCGGAAACCGACCUCUCCGGUAAAAUGGACAUUGCGGCGCCAGCGGCCGCCCUGAUUAAAAGCUCCAGGGAGGGGCUAGAGGCGCCAGAUGCAGCGCCGAGUGCCAGCUGCUCGCUGCAGCCCGUGUUGCAUUCUGUUAAAGCUGUCACUCAGGCGGACAUGCCCAGGGAUUCUGGGAUAUAUGACUCUUCCGUGCCCUCCUCUGAGCUCUCACUGCCUUUAAUGGAUGGACUGUUGGCGGAUCAGGCAGAAACGUCGUCCAUUGCGGAAAGUGUCUCUUCUUCAUCCGGACUAGGAGAGGAGGAGCCGUCCAUCCCCAAAUCCGUGGUUUAUGGAAUCUGCAAAGCGGAUCUGCACCUUCACACAGAGGAACUCCAGGCCAUCGCCCCUUUGUAGCCCCUUCCUGGUCCGGCCUUUCCCUGUGUGUGGGGGGCGGGGGGGGGCCCGCCUGGCAGGGAAGAGGUUAAUAUGCAUUGCCACUUUAGGAAGUGAGAGCCCAGGGUUCGUGGAUAAGGGCGGGACGGGACUGCUGAGCCUCAACCUACUUGAAUCAAAAGUCAUGUGACCUUCCUGGGUUUGGGUUGGGCCCUGGACUCUGAUGGGGCCCCCAGCGGCCGAGUACAAGGAACGGUUAUUGUGGGGGGGAGGAAGGGCCCUACCAUCUAUGCCUUCUCUGCAGGGGGGGAGGCAGAAGCACCAUACCAAGACCUCUGUGCCUUUAAAAGUGUCAGCUCACGUGCUCAAGAGGUUCUGCAGCAGCUGAUUUCCCAAACCUGACUGUAAAUGAAGUGAUGGCGCCGGAGCCAGUGAUGGACAUAGUGUUACCAUAGCAACCGGAACUUUGGCCCCUGACCCUCGGUGCCACUGUGCCACUGCUGCUUUUAUCCUGCACCCAGGCACCCAGCCCUGGGCUACGGGCAGCACCCUAUGAGAAGCGCAGCUUGCUGCUCCGCCCUCUGCGUCUUCAUUGGUCACUUAGUAUAGGGCAGUCGGAAGGCCCCCUGGGUAGUGAUGUCUAGAGACAGAGGGUUCCCCAAACCCAUUGCAGUGUAUGGUCUCUGGCCAAUCAGAACAAAGACAUAUUUAAAGGGGUGGGUGAGCUUCAGGUUCCAUUUUAGUAUAGAAUGGCCCAUUCUUAGCAACGUUUCAGUUGGUCUUCAUUGUUUAUUUUGUAUAGUUUUUGAAUUAUUUCCCUUGGGGGUCACUGACCCCGGCAGCAGAAAUACUCUCGCCCAGUGAGCUUACAAUUUUAUCAUUGUUGAUACUUUUUAUUCCUUAUCUUUCUAUUCAGUCCCUCCUCCAUUCAUAUUCCUGCCUCUCUUUCAAACCACUGCCUGGUUGCUAGGUUAAAUUGGACCCUAGCAACCAGAUAGCAGCUGAAACUCCAAACUGGAGAGCUGCUGAACAAAAACUGAAAUAACUAAUAUAAACUACAAAUAAUAAAAAUGAAGACCAAUUGCAAAUUGUCUGAGAAACUGCCCCUUUGAGACCUCUCCUUUAUUACAUAAAGAGAAAAGCAUUAGUGUGGCCGCUCACCCCUUUAAUACUGGUCACAUAUAAGUUGGAAGCAGGGAGGUAAGUGGCCAACAUGAGAGCAUGAUGGGAAGAUUGGGGCAAGAUGAUGAUUGUGAUGUAGGUGCCCAAACAGAAGCCGUUUGGUUGCUAUUGAACCCCAGGGGGUGCUGGGAAUUGUAGUUCAGUUUAAGGUUGGAAGGGCCCAGUUUCUAUAAAUGCCCUGGGAGCUACGGCUGUGAGUGCAUAGAGUCUGAUAGUCCAUGUUAUGUCUGCCCCCUGCAGUUCAGAGCCAGUAUUGCAUUGAUUUUUCCCAAGUGUCCUUCAGAGGAACCAGAACUCACUCACUAUUUGCCCUUGGAAUGGGCGGCGGGUAAAUAUUUGUCUUUCCACAACAUUUUCUUCUUAUUUCUAACCCCAGUGCCUUAUUCGCUGAGACUGAUGAUCCCCUUACACGAGUGUCAGCUCUGUGGCCCUAGUGCUGUGAGUAAUCACCAUUAUUUCCCCCAAUGGGACGAGGCUACAGGACAGAGGGAGAUUUUGCCCAAUGGCAGCUUCCUGGCGCCGGUCACUGGGAAGACUCCAUUUCUGGGACAAUAAGAGCGAAAAGCGGUUUGCAGGCAGCCAAUCACCCAGGGCCUGUGCUGUAUGGGGCCCACGCUGAUAAUGGGUUUGCAGGCAGCCAAUCACCCAGGGCCUGUGCUGUACGGGGCCCACGCUGAUAAUGGGUUUGCAGGCAGCCAAUCACCCAGGGCCUGUGCUGUACGGGGCCCACGCUGAUAAUGGGUUUGCAGGCAGCCAAUCACCCAGGGCCUGUGCUGUAUGGGGCCCACGCUGAUAAUGGGUUUGCAGGCAGCCAAUCACCCAGGGCCUGUGCUGUAUGGGGCCCACGCUGAUAAUGGGUUUGCAGGCAGCCAAUCACCCAGGGCCUGUGCUGUAUGGGGCCCACGCUGAUUAUGGGUUUGCAG